UACAUAUAACGAAUAUUAAUCGAUAGAUCCUGCUUCUAUUGGUUGAUAGUGAGAAGAAUCUUCACGAUUAUCAUAUGAUAUGGUUAACAUGGACUUUUUUUUCACCUUAAUGGCGUCCCAGGAAUCGAUGAGUUUGGGUCAUAGAGUGGCUCCUCAUCUUUUCUCUGAACCUUCCCAGAGAGCUGAACCGCACGAAAUUUAUACUAUUGAUGACGGGAAUUUUGCAAUUUUCUGCCAAGAAGUACACGACGAGUAAUAAUAACGUGAAAGAAUAUUGGUAAUGUCUAAUCAAGUCUGGAAAGAAAACCAGACUUUCC
This is a messenger RNA of Rhizophagus irregularis DAOM 181602=DAOM 197198, 317 nucleotides long. The record is from RefSeq and is a predicted model, not a curated record. NCBI's taxonomy places the organism in Eukaryota, Fungi, Glomeromycota, Glomeromycetes, Glomerales, Glomeraceae.